AUGCCCCACGGUGGGCGCCAACUGUUUGAUCGGGAAACGAUAUGGGACACGGCUGGUCAGGAAAGGUUCCAGAGCCUUGGUGUAGCUUUUUAUCGCGGUGCUGAUUGCUGUGUACUUGUCUAUGAUGUCAAUUCCGCUAAAUCAUUUGAGGAUCUCAAUAACUGGAGGGAAGAGUUUCUGAUCCAGGCAAGUCCGUCGGAUCCAGAGAACUUUCCCUUUGUUGUCAUCGGUAAUAAAAUCGAUGUGGAUGGUGGAAACAGUCGGGUGUUAUCAGAGAAGAAAGCUCGAGCUUGGUGUGCUUCAAAAGGAAACAUUCCAUACUAUGAAACCUCUGCCAAAGAUGCAAUGAAGAGUGGCAAAGAGGAAGAAAUGUAAGUUUAUAUAUUUUAUAACAGCUUCUUUUUGCGGUUGAUGUAACAGAGAUUCUGUCUUAAAACUUGUCGUGUUGUUGGUUUGAUGCUUGAUCUUAGGUACCUGUCGGACACAAUCAAUGUGGGAACCAGCAAUACACAGAGGUCAACAGGAUGUGAAUGCUAAGAAGUAAUAAAGAUUGUUUUACCUCUGCUCUCUCACCACCAGUUUAUCGUUGAGGAUCUUUACCAUUCUGUAAAUUUGUUGUUCUGCGGUAAAUUACUAUGAAUAAAAAGUGAAAAAAACUGAAUUGGACUGGUCAGUGUUUGUGGUCGUAUAUUGUGGAUCUCUCUUUUUUCUACAAUCAACUUUUUUUUUCUUUGAACAUUGUUUACCGUUGGUGGUGUCCACGUUAUUAACAUUUGUGAAAUACACAAUUGUUUUUUUUCUUA
Molecule: messenger RNA, 803 nt
Organism: Brassica napus (rape)
Lineage: Eukaryota; Viridiplantae; Streptophyta; Magnoliopsida; Brassicales; Brassicaceae
Product: ras-related protein RABG3e-like
Exons: 3
Coding region: 1-375 (124 amino acids)
Cellular component (GO): vacuolar membrane
Molecular function (GO): GTP binding; GTPase activity
Source: RefSeq, a predicted model, not a curated record